Dentiscutata erythropus is the source of this 273-nucleotide messenger RNA. The record is from the annotation of a GenBank genome assembly. NCBI's taxonomy places the organism in Eukaryota, Fungi, Glomeromycota, Glomeromycetes, Diversisporales, Gigasporaceae.
GUUGGUUUAAUAUCUCAACUACUUGAAGCAAUUUCCAAAUUUAAAAACAUUAGUAUUUUUAAUUCAAGACAAAUUAAAAAAUGGGCAUCAGCAGUGAAAGCAACAUGUAAAUAUACCAUGCUUGGAAAUGGGGUAGGGGCAUAUGAAGUACUAGGUCAAAUCUUUAAUAAUUCAAAUUGGGGUGUACGUGAAUAUAAAAAUCAACAACAAACUUGGGUGGUUUUAGUAUCUCAAGAUAUGAAUCAAAUGCAACCGAAAAUAGAAAUUCAAUAG